Messenger RNA from Plasmodium inui San Antonio 1, 582 nucleotides. RefSeq names its product peptidylprolyl isomerase. The transcript is spliced from 3 exons. The record is from RefSeq and is a predicted model, not a curated record. Lineage: Eukaryota; Apicomplexa; Aconoidasida; Haemosporida; Plasmodiidae. Gene Ontology annotation, biological process: protein peptidyl-prolyl isomerization; protein folding. Bases 1 to 582 code for a protein of 193 amino acids. Gene Ontology annotation, cellular component: intracellular membrane-bounded organelle. Gene Ontology annotation, molecular function: peptidyl-prolyl cis-trans isomerase activity.
AUGAACAAACUGCUCACGACGGUUUUGGCCCUAUUCGUUUUGUUGCAAACGAGUUGCAUUAAGGCGGAAAACCAUGAGAUCACUCACAAGACUUACUUCGACAUAAGCAUAAAUGACAAGCCCAUCGGGAGAAUAACGUUCGGGCUGUACGGAAAAGUAGCCCCCAAGACGGUGGAAAAUUUCGUCAGCAUAUGCAAAGGAACAGUAGUGAAUGGUAAAAUGUUGAACUACACGAAUUCGAUUUUUCAUCGCAUAAUUCCAAAUUUUAUGGCGCAAGGUGGCGACAUAACGCAAUUCAACGGAAUGGGUGGUUUGAGCAUUUAUGGAAAUAAAUUCGAGGAUGAAAAUUUCACGUUAAAGCAUACUAAGCGGGGAAUGCUCUCCAUGGCGAAUGCAGGGAAAAAUACCAAUGGAAGUCAGUUUUUUAUUUUAUUUAUUCCGACCCCUUGGCUGGACGGAAGGCACGUUGUCUUUGGGGAAGUAAUUGAUGGAUUGGAGAAGUUGGUUCAGAUUGAAGCGGUGGGCACCGAAUCGGGGGCUCCCGUAAAACGAGUCCUGGUCACAAAAUCAGGUGUGUUAUGA